CACUGAUCAUCAGGGCACUGAUGAUCAGUGUAGCCCCAGCAGUGCCACCUGUCAGUGCCCAUCAGUGCCACCUGCCAGUGCUCAUCAGUGCCACAUAUCAGUGCCCAUCUGAGCUGCCUCAGUGUCACCUAUCAAUGCCAGUCAGUGCCGCCUAUCAAUGCCAGUCAGUGCCAGCUAUCAGUGCCGCCAAUCAGUGCGGCCUAUCCGUGCCAACUUUCAGUGCCCAUCAGUGAUGCCUGUCAAUGCCCAUCAGUGCCACCUACUAGUGCCUCCCCAUCAGUGCCACCUAUCAGUGCCCAUCACUGCAGCCUCUAUAGCGCACAUCAGUGAAG
Staurois parvus is the source of this 332-nucleotide messenger RNA. Lineage: Eukaryota; Metazoa; Chordata; Amphibia; Anura; Ranidae. The record is from the annotation of a GenBank genome assembly.